Molecule: messenger RNA, 738 nt
Organism: Medicago truncatula (barrel medic)
Lineage: Eukaryota; Viridiplantae; Streptophyta; Magnoliopsida; Fabales; Fabaceae
Product: arabinogalactan protein 41
Exons: 2
Coding region: 205-432 (75 amino acids)
Source: RefSeq, a predicted model, not a curated record
CGGUAUAACCGGUUGCCUCUCUCCUCUUUUCUCUCUCCCACACACACCUCCAAUAACCGCCUUUUAAACCCCCCACUCAUCACUCUCCGUCGCUCCUCUUGAACCAUUUCUCUCUAUCUCUGCGCGUCUUUUCUUCAUUUCACACACAGAGAGAGAGACGCUGCAGAGACAAAAACAAAGACAAAUAUAUCACUCAUUAUUGACAUGGCUUCAUCUAAACAUUCAUUCGGAUUCGGAGUUAUGGCUAUCAUUGCCACUCUCAUUUUCACGAUUUCAUUCCCUGCCGCUGUUCAAGCUCAAACUCUUGCCCCUGCACCUUCUCCUACCAGUGACGGGUCAUCGGUUGAUCAAGGAAUAGCUUAUUUGUUGAUGUUGUUGGCGCUGGUACUUACGUACAUCAUUCAUUCGGCUGAUAUUUCAUCUACCUUCUGAAUUGAAUGUUGAUUUGUGAAAGAUGGUGUUGUGUUUUUUUUUAUUAAUGACUUAUGAUUAAUAAUUAACGUGUUUGUAGAACGCGGAGGAGAGGGGUAUAUGUAAUAAUGAUAGAUUGAGAGGUGUUUAUGUUUGUUUUCCUAGUCAAGAAAAGCAUAUGAUUCCUGACAUUGGUCGUUGUAGUUUAGUACCGAUGUUACAUUUAUCAUUUAUGUAAGUGGUGACCGGCCUAGGUAUUAUUAUUAUUGCAAUCUUGUCAAUGUUAUUUUCUCCUGGUAAUUUAAUACCAUCAUCUUUUUUUUGUUA